Messenger RNA from Olea europaea var. sylvestris, 1582 nucleotides. RefSeq names its product oxidation resistance protein 1. The record is from RefSeq and is a predicted model, not a curated record. Bases 196 to 1341 code for a protein of 381 amino acids. The transcript is spliced from 8 exons. Lineage: Eukaryota; Viridiplantae; Streptophyta; Magnoliopsida; Lamiales; Oleaceae.
UCUAAUCCCACGCGUUAGAUGUUAGCAAGGAUAUAUCGGGAAAAAAAAUGUAAAAGAAAAAUAAUAGGAUAUAUUCUGGGGCUUGAGCUUUGAUUAUAUGUUUAUUGCAGAAUAUGUUCCAAAUUCAAAGAUAGUGGAAAUCGUAUCAUCAUAGCAUAAAUAAUCAAGAAAUAUAUAGGUAUAUUUGUAGUAAAAAUGGGCAGGGAGCAUCAAGAAAAACAAGAAGAAAAACAGCGCAAGAAUUCACUGAGGAGUAAAGCAGCCCACUUUUUAUCUGAUCUAACUACUGUUUAUCUCAAUCCCAUUUCUGAAAAACCCUCUAAGUCACCUCCUCCACUUGAAGAGAAGAAUGAAGGUAGUCAGCUAGAAUCAGACUUGAAGGACAGCUCUGGGGACUCUGUUGAUGGUCCUGAUACAUCUUCUUUCACUGCCUUUUUAUAUUCUUUAGUAGCAUCCUCAGAAUCUCAGACUAAUUCUAAGUGUGAUGGAGAAAACAUGUCUCUCGAGGAUCAGUUUAAGCCAUCAUCUGAACCAACAACGAAAGAAAAUGGCAGGAAGAAGAGUUUGUUUUCGAGGGGUAAACAAUCACUUGGCAAAGCUUUCUAUCAAGCAGCUAAAUUAAGUGGCUUUCGAAACCAAGGCCCUAAAGGCAGUUCUGUUAUGGUAACUGAUGAUGGAAGUAAUUUUAAGGCUUCCCAAGAUGAGGAUACUCAAAUGAAUACUUCGAAAGAUACAUUGGCUUUGGAAAAUCUUCCAGAGACUUCACAGCCUUCGUUGCUUCUCUCGGAGAAAACUCGCAGUGUUCUUCAUGCUGCACUCCCAGUGACCAUACAGGGACUGAAGUGGGUAUUGUUAUACAGUACUUGGAGGCAUGGUAUAUCACUUUCAACGUUAUACAGGAGAAGCAUGAUCUGGCCCGGCCUUAGUCUGCUGGUUGUUGGGGACCGUAAUGGCACGGUUUUUGGUGGCUUGGUUGAGGCGCCCUUGAGACCAUCAAAUAAGAAGUAUCAGGGAACGAAUGAUACAUUUGUUUUCACAAAUAUAUCUGGCCAUCCUCGUAUAUUUCGUCCCACAGGUAUGAACCGCUAUUUUACUUUGUGCUCUACGGAUUAUUUAGCCUUAGGUGGGGGUGGUCACUUUGCUCUCUAUUUGGAUGGAGAUCUAUUGAGUGGAUCAAGUUCGUCCUCGGAGACAUAUGGAAAUCCCUGUUUGGCGAACGCUGAAGAUUUUGUAGUGAAGGAAACUGAGCUAUGGGGCUUUGUGUAUGCUUCCAAGUAUGACGAGGUGAUGUCUUCAUUGCAAACAGAAGUUCCAGGAAUUAGCAGGCUUGUUUCCAUCUGAUGAUUACUAGUUCUUCAUUCGGUUGGUUUAGUUUUCGAGCUAAUGGUGACCUAUUUUUGUACACAUUUACAAAGCGUUUUCUAAAGAUUUGUGACACAUGCAGAUGCAAACCACUUUAUGUAAAUAACGGGCGAGUCUUGGGCGUGGCAUUAUGUUUAUGGAAAAUGCAUAUUGUACGUCAUCAUUUACAUAAUCUUUUAACAAAUUAAUGAGAUGUAAAGUGGGGAAGAAUUUUUUUUUU